UUUUUUUUUUUUUACUUUUUUUUUUUUCUUUCACUUUAUUACUCAACAAAAUGUACGAACGUGAUGUAUUUAUUGCUGGUUCAGGGGUAUCUGGAUUAUAUGCAGCUAUUGUUCUUUCCAAAAUUGGUGUGUCUGUUCAUAUUGCAACAACAACAAAAGAUGAGGAAGGAAGUGAUGAAGUGUUGGUGUUUUCACCUCGUAGCCUGCAAUUACUAUCUCAACUAGAUUUAUUAAGUGCAAUGACACAACACGGUAUCCGUCAUUACAAAUUCGAAGUAUAUCAGAAUAAGGGUAUCGGCAAUCAUGCGGUGACCCAACUCGAAAGUUUACGACUCUGGGAAAACGAUGUUACCGAAUACAACUAUGCUCUUUCCUGUCCUAAAUCCAUCGUACUUCAAAUCCUCAAGGAGUAUCUGGAAAAGGUACAGGGUAUCCCCAUCGACCAGGAUGAGGAACUUAUUCAUAUUGAAGAACAAUCAAACCCUUCAUCGCUUUCCAAUGCGGAAUUAUCGCUUUAUUAUCAAUACCGUCCUUUACCCGUCAUUCAUCACGCAUUACACGACAGGACUAUGAAAUCAAUUCAUCUUCGUCAUAGAAAGACAAAGGAAGUAAAGGUUCAUAAGGCCCUGACAAUCAUUGGCGCUGAUGGUCAGACAAGUCUUGUAAGACAAAAAUUAGGUUUAUCACUUGUCAGUUACCAGUCAUCACAACAAAAUACACGAUGGUUUUAUACAUUAGUGAUUGAUAUUAUAUCCACCACAUAUCCAGGUGUACGUCAAAUAGCCACCAUGAGUAAAAACAAGAAUAUUCUGUUUAUUCUAGGUCACCAAACACAUUUGUACAUUACUUUUGAACAUAAAUCCAGUUGGUCUAAAGUAUCCAUUGAUGAUGAAAUACCCCUUUCCUUGGCCCUAAGACAUAUCAAAACCAUGAUGGAACCUUACCUUGUCGAAUUUGGUAAACCCAGGAGUUAUAAGAAAUGGAACGGCAAUAAUAUAAGCUCAUGUGAAAACCACACAAUGGACUCGAGCUAUUUUUUAAUUGGUAGUGCAUCGCAACGCAUGACACCACCGGGUCUAGUUGAUAUCAAUACGAAUCUCGAGCAAGUACAAAACCUCUGUUGGAAACUAGCACUGGGAUUACAACAUUGUGCCUCACCCAAGUUACUCGAGACCUUUGAACAAGAAAGUCGAUACAAGGUAACUGAAGCCUUACAUUUCUCUACUGUCAUUACCAAUUUGAUGGGUGAUUACUAUUUACACCAAAAGCAUGAUCCGCUUCAUGCCCGUGAUAUUGUCUAUGAAUUAACUCGAUUUAAAUCUUGCAUCAUUGGUACCACACCACUUUUACCUAAUAUUCUAAACCAUGCGAGCGAAGAAGACGAUGAUACAAGUAGUAUCUUGGCUCCUUCCUUUGAAUUCAUGGCACCUAAUACAACAGUCAGCAUGGUAGAUCAUGGAGGAUGUUUAGCUCCCAACGCUAAAUUAAAACCUUACACAUUGUUUCAAUUACUCUUGACAACAUCACAAACAAAUAAACAACAACAGGUGACCCAAAUAGAUCCAUCCAAUUCCACCACCAGCACCACCACCACUAAUAUAAAACCCCGAAGAAGAUCUAAUUCUGUCACAUCGAGUACAAGUAUUUGGUCCUCCAUUCCACUAUUUCAAAAGAGUCCAAAGAAACGCAGUCCACUCACACCAACAACACCAACAACACCAACGGCAGUGGUAGCAGUGGAUCGCUGGAAGAGCAUCAAAGCCAACCAUCUACAAUUAUUGGAUCGUAUUCAAAGCUUUAACAAGACAGGCUGUACAUUUACCAUUCUAUUAUUUUGCGGUUCAAUGGAAGAAACACAAGCCAAGGUAGGAACCUUUGUGAGGCUGAUGGAAUCACCUGGAUCCUUUAUAUACCGAUACGAACGAGGUGGACACCUUACCACGAUAGGGGAGAAUAAUAAUAAUAAUAAUAAUAACCGAAAUAGUGUGAUAUCAUUUGAUGGUGUAAGACGAUCUGUAGAUCAACCACGCCGAGAAUCCUUUGAAUCAUUUCUGGACCACACACGAUUUUCGACUUCUAGCAUGUCAUCUUCCUCUGCAGGAUCAUCUUUGGGUGUGAUAUCGAACCGCUUAUUUAAUGUGAUUUUUAUUAGUAGCUCUGGAAGAAAUGAUGCGGUCAAAUAUUUGAAUAAUACACCACCUGCUACAGUGCAUUCGACAUUUCCUUGUGGAUUAUCGCAGGUGUUUUUGGAUCAUGAUGGACAAUGCUAUAAGGCAUAUCAUGUGGGUAAAGAAAACCAUGCGGUGGUGAUUCGACCGGAUGGAUAUAUUGGAACACGUGUUUCGAUAGAGAAUAAGGAGGAGGAGGCGUUUGAGCGUAUCAACCGUUACUUUGAUUCAUUUUUACGACCCCCCGUUGAUAUGAACACGGCUGCUGCUGUCGUUGCAGCGGAUUACGAAUGAUAAUAAUAAUAAAAAAAAAGGUUUUAUUUUUA
Mucor mucedo is the source of this 2494-nucleotide messenger RNA. RefSeq names its product FAD binding domain-containing protein. The record is from RefSeq and is a predicted model, not a curated record. Bases 51 to 2462 code for a protein of 803 amino acids. The transcript is spliced from 6 exons. Gene Ontology annotation, molecular function: FAD binding. NCBI's taxonomy places the organism in Eukaryota, Fungi, Mucoromycota, Mucoromycetes, Mucorales, Mucoraceae.